UGCUGAUCAACCAAUCAGAACGCAUCUUCGUAAAAUUGACCACUGUGGGUGACUAACCAAUAUUACAGAGAAACAUUGCACCAAACCAAAAGCACUGAGUAGUGCAUUCUCCCUGUCAGCAGACUUCCUCCUCCUCUUCUUCUGUCCAUCAUGGCGUCCGGAGCGCUGUUUCCCAGUCUGGUGUCAGGGUCACGGGGGUCAUCCAGUAAAUACCUUGUGGAGUUUAGAGCGGGGAAGAUGACAAUGAAAGGCAGCACGGUGACCCCAGACAAACGUAAAGGUCAAGUCUACAUCCAGCAGACAGACGACUCUCUCAUCCACUUCUGCUGGAAGGACCGGACCACAGGCAAUGUGGAUGAUGACCUGAUCAUCUUCCCUGAUGACUGUGAGUUUAAAAGGGUGAACCAGUGCACCACCGGACGAGUCUAUGUGCUCAAGUUUAAGGCAGGAUCCAAGAGACUCUUCUUUUGGAUGCAGGAGCCAAAGACAGAUAAAGAUGAGGAGUUUUGCCGUAAAGUGAAUGAGUAUCUGAAUAAUCCUCCUAUGCCCGGAGCUCUGGGCAGUGGAGGAGGAGGAGGACAUGACCUGUCUGCUCUUGGAGGGGAGGGUGGCCUGCAAAGCCUUCUGGGAAACAUGAGCCACAAUCAGCUCAUGCAGCUCAUCGGACCCACUGGACUUGGAGGCAUCGGAGGUCUUGGGGCGUUAGCUGGUCCAGGACUGGCCAACCUCCUCGGCAGCAGCAGUGUUCCAGCUGCCAGUAAUUCCUCCACAAGCCCCUCCACCGCAGUGACCCCGACCUCCAGCUCCACUGUGAGUCGCCUGGGCUCAUCUCAGGUGCCAACCACACCCAUCACCCCUUCAGCGACCACAGCCUCCUCUCCCCCUGCCUCCUCCCCCUCCACCCCUGCCGCACCUCCCGUCACUGCACCGGCCUCCAGCGCUCAGCCCAUACAGCUACGGGACCUGCAGAGUAUUCUAGCAACCAUGAACGUUCCCGCCACUACACAAGGAGUGGACCUGGCCAGUGUUUUGACCCCAGAAGUGAUGGCUCCACUCCUGUCAGACCCUGAAGUACAGCAGAGGCUCCUGCCGCACCUGCCAUGUGGGGAGUCCCUGCCCCAGAGCCCAGAGGAGCUGCACAAUACUCUCACCUCUCCACAGUUUCAGCAGGCUCUGAGCAUGUUCAGCAGUGCUCUUGCGUCGGGGCAGCUGGGGCCUUUGAUGAAUCAGUUUGGUUUGCCACCAGAGGCCGUGGACGCAGCCAACAAAGGAGAUCUGGAGGCGUUUGCCAAAGCGAUGGAAACAGAGACUAAGUCCGACCAGGAGGCCUUCAGUAAAGACAAGAAAGACGAUGAUGAAGAUAUGAGUUUGGAUUAGGAAUAAAUACAGUUAAGCAGAGAUGUAACAAUACUGGCAAAGUCAAAAAUCACAAAAUCUAUGACAUUUUAAAUAUAUACAUAUAUCCUAUGGUGAGUUGAAAGUGAACUGUAGGUAGGUAUGAGAAUAAUUACUGCACCAAAAACACAUCAUUCCAAUAAAUGCCACUGGUAUGUCGAGAUAUAUGUAACUUUCCCCACCAAGAAAAGUUACGUAGUACACUUUUAAUAACAACUGAUACUUUGCAGCUGGUAUCAUCAACAUUCCCUGGGAGUGUAAUGCUAACUGUAAGCACUGCUCUUUCUGAUGCUUGUUAGAUUAUAAUCUGAGCUGUUUUAACACAAUCUAACCAUAAAGAUCUGUCUUAGUCUCUCACACAUAAAAUUACAGUCAUAGAUAGCUAGGGUUAGACAACUUUUUUUUUCUCAGUUUUCAGAUGAUUUUAAAACUUCUUUGACAGAGUUUGCUAACGCGUACUCAUUGUGUCACUAUGGAUCCACCACAGAGACACAUAGAACACCCUCAGCUUGAUGUCACUGUAUCAAUAUAAAGCCUACAGCAAAAUCUCAAUAUUGUUACAUCCGUAUGCCUAAGUUAUUUAUUUAUUGACUGUGACUGCUUCCAGUACAGAUUAUUUAUUAACAUGACAAAGACACUACAGCUGAAAGCUCUGAUAGUGUGUGCAUUUUAUUUAAGGCAUGCAGCCAUCUGAUGUCUGAACUUCUACCACAAAGGAAACUGUUAAUAAACUAAAGUAUCCCGG
Boleophthalmus pectinirostris (great blue-spotted mudskipper) is the source of this 2140-nucleotide messenger RNA. RefSeq names its product proteasomal ubiquitin receptor ADRM1-like. The transcript has 10 exons. NCBI's taxonomy places the organism in Eukaryota, Metazoa, Chordata, Actinopteri, Gobiiformes, Gobiidae. The record is from RefSeq and is a predicted model, not a curated record. Gene Ontology annotation, biological process: ubiquitin-dependent protein catabolic process. Gene Ontology annotation, cellular component: cytoplasm; proteasome regulatory particle, lid subcomplex; nucleus. Bases 151 to 1377 code for a protein of 408 amino acids. Gene Ontology annotation, molecular function: ubiquitin binding; proteasome binding; endopeptidase activator activity.